AUGUGGGGUAGGUCCGGCCCUGUGGCUGGUGAGGGCGGUGAGGGCGGUCUGGCUGGCAAGGGCGGUAACCCUAAGCACAAUCGGAACCUCACAAUUCUCGUUUUCCACCGACGGCACACUAACGACUCAACCACCACAGCGACAAUCACAAUGGGUGAGUGA
Molecule: messenger RNA, 162 nt
Organism: Penicillium arizonense
Lineage: Eukaryota; Fungi; Ascomycota; Eurotiomycetes; Eurotiales; Aspergillaceae
Exons: 3
Coding region: 1-162 (53 amino acids)
Source: RefSeq, a predicted model, not a curated record